CUCCAAUGAGGUGUUUUAAUUUCUGUUAUUUCGCAAGUAGCACUACAACUCCGAAAGCAUUCGGAAAGAUUUUAGCCGAGCCGCCAUUACGUUCAGUGAAGAACGUGCCCCUGUGAAAAAGUCGUGUCGUUGCACAAUUGGCAACGAUUUUUAACGCAAAAAGUGGAAAUUAUUUCCAAAAUCUAAUUGAUAUUUACAAUUAACGAUUGCGCGUAAGGUUUCGCAUAAAAAAUAUGUGAAAGUAGCAGAGUUUAAGUGCAGAAAAUACGUUGUGAAAAAAAUAUUAAUUGAAAUAAAAAUGGUAUAACAAUUGUAAAACUAACAAUGGAGGUCUGACAAAUAAGAGGCGAAGUUUACUAUCAGCACAUUAGCCGAAAACAACAGCAGAAGAUAUAGCAAAAAAGUGGCAACAAACAAAUUAGACGACUGCAAAAACAUUGUGUAUAAAUAAAAACGAAGAAACGUGUUAGUGUGAUAAUAAUAAUUAAAUAAUAGUGUAAGAGAAAUACAAUUUUGCAAUGAAAUGUGCAAAAAUCAUCAACGUAAUUAUGCCAAUUCAUUUGAUUUCUUCGAUUUCAACUUGAAAAAUGUCGUCGAUUCCAUUGCUGCACCGCUCGUCGUUGUCGUUGCUACCACCGCAGUGCUGUAAUUGCAAUAAAUUUAUCGCCUACAUUUUGUUGUUGAUAUCAACGCUGUUGUCCACGCUAUACGGAAAUUCUAACAGCGCCAGCAAGAAAACUAUCAAUAACAAUAAAUCUUGCCCUAACCAUCAACAGGAUUAUCAUAAUCAUUGCUGCAGUUUUAAAUCAAAACUAAAAUUGAACAGCCCAAAAUAUCCUCUGAGUAGCGUUAAACACUGCGUCAAUAAAUCAGCUUUGUGUACUGGAGCGGUUACAAGAGAAAAUAAUCUUAUUAAUAACAACAAUUGCCAAAGUUCCGAUACAUAUAUUCUCACUCCCCUUAAAACUACCGGCCAACUCAGUGUCUACAAGGAUAGCAGUAGCAAUUGUUGGGAAAGCAACAGAAAAGAUAGAGCUUCAGCAAUUACCACUGAUCGAGGUUUGCUGCAGCAACCACAUUUGGGAAAACAACAGCGAGAAAGAGAAUAUUGUUGGUUUGCGAAAAGCGAUAAGAAAAAUUAUCGAAUAAGUACUAACAACUACAACAACAACAGACACAGCAUCAACAACGAUAGCAGCAGUCCGCGAAGGGCGGUAUUUUUUCUGUCAAAUACUAACAUCUACACUGGGCGACCAGGUGUAACUACCACAAUAAAAGUUGCAAAACAAGGAGCUGAAGCGGUGGUUAUAAUACCGAAUUUUGUGGAUCUCACGCACCUCUCCUUGCAUCCUACAUUUACACCCCAUAACGUUUUUAAACACAGCUCCUUUACCUCGAAGCACCUGCUUAAUAGCGAAGAGAAGCCGUUUUCCAGCUCUUCAGCACAGAGGCUAUUUAGUAGCAGUUUAACGCCGCUGCUGCAGGACAGGCAGCAGUCGACGCAUUCCAACACAAAUUUAGACUUAUCGUCGACGUUACACGUUUUUGUGCAACAACGAAAGUCAACGUCACAACCGCGAAAGCUACAGCAUUUGCUUGUUGGCGUGAAAAAGUACGCUUAAAUUAGAUUAAUAUUCAAAGAAAAGAGAAUAGAAAGCGGAGAGCUCUUAAUUUCAUAAGAACAAACUUCAUUAGAAGAGCAGGCAAGCAGGCUCAUCAACAACAUAAAAUAAUCAUUAACAAUCCAAAUCAUAAAACGUAUCUUAUCGAUCAGCUGCCCUUGGCAUAAUCAAGUCGACUACUAACGAAGCGUGCGAUUGAGUAGAAGAGUGGAAGAAGAGUCAGGAAACGAAAUAGAAGUAAAAAAAACCCGUAACCACCGUUGCAUUAAUAAAUAACAUACAUACACACCACACAACUUCGUAAUAUCAUCAUGUCGAAGUUAUCGUUUCGAGCGCGUGCGCUCGAUCCCUCCAAGCAGAUGCCCAUCUACUUGGCAGAGGAGCUGCCUGAUUUGCCUGAAUAUUCGGCUAUAAAUCGUGCUGUGCCACAAAUGCCUAGUGGCAUGGAGAAGGAAGAGGAGUCGGAGCAUCAUCUGCAGCGCGCAAUAUGUACUGGUCUCAUAAUACCAACGCCAGAGGUUUUUACCACCGAUCAGGAAGCCUACGACCGCAUGUAUCCGCCAAAUUACAAAAUGCCGCGCCAACUAAUACACAUGCAACCGUUGGGUCUCGAGCAAGAUGUGCCAGAUUACGACAUGGAUAGCAGUGAUGAGAUUUGGAUCAGCCAACAGAGUCGUCGCCUCGAUCUGACACCACUGAAGUUUGAGCAGAUGAUGGAUCGGCUAGAGAAGAGUUCAGGGCAAAUGGUCGUUAAGCUGAAUGAGGCGAAAGCAUUGCUUAAACAGGAUGAUGAAGUCAGCAUAGCCGUUUACGACUAUUGGCUUAAUAAACGCUUAAAAAUGCAACACCCGCUGAUACUGACUGUGAAAACGGAGAAUCGUCCGGGCGCAUCUUCGAACAAUCCGUACUUAGCGUUUCGCCGACGCACUGAAAAGAUGCAAACGCGAAAGAAUCGCAAAAACGAUGAAACGUCCUAUGAGAAGAUGCUCAAGCUGAGGCGCGACCUGCAGCGUGCCACCACCGUACUGGAGAUGGUUAAGCGCCGCGAGAAGACGAAACGUGAGCAAUUGCAUUUAUCUAUAGAAAUCUUCGAGAAGCGAUAUCAGCUGCGCGACUUCAGUGGUGCUCUGCUCUCCGAAUUGAGUUCUUCUCUGAAGAGUUCCAGACCAGCGUUUGCGCCCUUGUAUACGAAUCAAUACUCACACCAUGGAUCUGCGACAGGCACCACAUCCGCUGGUGUGGUGUCGGCCGGUGGGGCGACGCAUGCUACUGGCGUUGGCAGUGUACUGGGGCCUGGAGGUUUGCUGGCAGCAGCGGCGGGUGCCAACAAUGUGACGCCCGGCAGUGGUGGCCAUCUAUAUGCGUCGGCUUCGCAGUACCUGAAUCCUUCGACUCUAACGAUUGAUGCAAUCAAUGCUGGCGCAAAUGGCGGUGGUAAUCGCAAGGAGAAACGGACGUACAAGAAGCGGAAACAUAAAUUGCCGCGCGAUAAACAACAGCAGCAGCAGCAACAACAGCAUCUAACGCAACAACAGCAACAACAGUAUUUGAUGGGUGGCGUCGGCAAUGGUAAUGGCUUGUCAGGGUCAGCGCUGGUCGGUGCAGGUUCGGCGCUAAGCGCGCAGCAUUUGCUGCAACUGCAUCGUCAGAGCUCGUCGCCCGCUGCCAAUGAGUCCAAUAUCGAAACGGAGGAGGAGGAGUUCGGCAGUGGCGGUUUGGGUUGUGGUGGUGGUGGCGGUCAUCAUGCGCACAAAAUGGGCUCCGAGAGCGAGGAGGAGGCACCGUUUGCAUUUAGGCGAAAGCAGCACUGCGACUAUCAGAGGCCGCGAGGCAAUGAUGGUAACUGGCCUUGGGAGUCGAAGGACGAUAACGGUUUUGGUGAUACGAAAUAUCGCUUUACACUAACAUCCAUCCGGCAUCCCAGACCACGUUGCAUUGGUUUCGCCAGACGUCGCAUGGGACGUGGCGGUCGUGUAAUGUUAGAUCGCAUCACCACAACUAUGGACGACUUUUGGUCACAGCUGGACUACACGAUAUUUGAGAGUGAUUCCACUUCAGCCGCGGCGAAGUGUGCAAAUAUCAAAAGCGAACAUUUGAAACCCGCCUCACCACCCACAGUUGUUGAUCUGCCAUUGCCCAAUAUAACUAAUGCAACCAGCUCAAGUACUGCAAUGCCUGCAUCACAAAUACCCGCCAACACGACGAUCAAAGUCGAGCCUGUUGAGGUGCCGUCUGGUGUGCCGUCACCCAAACACGACGAUACGACCGCACAAGUUAGUGACGAUGAUGGUGUCGAGGCAGACUUUGAUGACGACGACGAUUAUGAGGAGGUCUUGCGACCAGAUGUAAAUAUCUCACGUGAUGCCAACUACAUUUCGUCGUUAACAAUGUUGCGACAUCGACAGCGCCAACGUUUGCGUUUGCAACAGCAGCGUCGUCGCCGUCGACUGCAACGUCAGAAGGCCAUUGAGGAGGGUGGUGGUAAUUCAGCGGAUGGCCAGCACACAAAACGGCGGCGUUUCAAUAAUGCGAAUGUCGUUGUCGAUGCUAAAGCUGCGCCUGUGUCACAAACUGUUGCACCAACAAAAGAGCCAUUGCCGCGUCGUUUAUUGCAUCGGCUGUCCAAGUUGAUUGAUGAGAAGAGCAUGAAUAGCAUAAGUAGUUUCCUGUUGAGCGAAAAGGUGAAGCGUGAAAAGCUGAACGGUGAGGAUGUGUCCGAUGAAGUCGUGGUCGAUUUAGUGCGGCAACAGCAGCACAAGCAACAACAACAGCAGCAGCUGCAACAGCAGUGGCCCAAUCAUCGAUCCAAUAACAAUUUGAUGAACUACAAUAACAACAACAAUAGCAGUAGUAAUAUAAAUAAAAACGUAAGUGUUAGCGAUAAAUUUAAUGUGAUAAAAAGCGAAGGCAUUGGCCCAGCAACAGCACCGGCGGGGUCGUCGUCAGUGCCAGCAACAGCAGCAGCAGCUGCCGCAGCUGCUAUUACUGCAGCAAUGACGUCCGCCACAACGUCCGGUUCCAUAACGUCCACACCGUCAGCAACAGCACCGCUAACCAAAGCUAUCAAACAAGAACUGAUAGAUUGCACAAGUGGCGGUGCUUCAGCCGAUGAUUCGAAUGAACCUUUGAGCAGCAUAAAGAAGUCGUCGUCCACAUUAACGGAGACCACGACCAACUCCGAACUGCAGGUAUUGGAAGAUGAGGAGAAUGUGAAUUUGGCACAAUUGAGUAGCAUAAUACGUCACACCGUGAAGAAGGAGCCACUCGACAGCUCCGAUAUGGCACAGCCAACAAAUAACCCAACAACGAAAUUCAAUUCCACAAAUUCCGCGCAUGUCAAUGUAGACGAGGAUGAUACCCUGUCGACGCCGCUAAAUCAAUUGCCCGAUGUUAUACGCCAGCAGCAUCGGUUAACGGUGCAACGCAACAAUCAACUGAAGAGCGAGCACAAUGAUGUUGAGAACGCUUGCAGCAACGGCAUAAAUAUUCUAAUCGACAACGACUCAACGACGCAAUUCGAUGAUAAUUAUGAUUAUAUUGGCAGUCUAUCGCCGACCUCCAGCCAACGUUUAGACAUUUGCAAUGAACUGCUGUCGGAGAUACGUCGCGAUUGGUUACAUUUCCGCCCGAAGACACCGACCGACGAGCUAUCCGAUAGCGGUGAUUGCAAAAUGACGGCAACAGAGCCGCUAGUCGAGUGGACGCAACAGACGCCAAUAGCCGUUGAAAUGCUGCGGCUGUCAUGUGACAAUAUAGAGUCUCGAAAAGAUAAGCGUGGCCACAAAACCAAUGAGCAGACGCUGAGUAAUAUGUGGGAUACACAUUCCGACGAUGCGCUCUUCGUAAGCAGCAGCUUCAAGUAUGCCGAACUCGAGCCAGACACACAGUUGUUACAAACUUAUUAUACACCCGAUGUAACACGCGGCAGUAGCAAGAGUCCAGAUGUCGGUGCAGCCGGGAACUCAAAUUCUGCAAUUGAUUUCAAUUUAAGUGGCGACUCGCUCACGGACAUAAAUCUCCUUGGUGACGGCGAUGAAACGGAUGAAAAUAUGCUAGUGAAUAUAUUAAAGGAAUGCGACGACAUCAAGACGCUUAAUCAGGCUACGAACUUUUGGAAUGGCAUAUUGGAAGGUGAAGCCGAGGUUGACGAAGUUGCAGCGGAUGUGGAUACCGAUUUGCUGGACUGCAUCGAUGAUAAAACGAAAAUCAAAGCUCGCUCGUCACGCGCCAAGAGCGGUGGCAAAUGGCACAGUAGUUGUGCCACAUAUGGCGGUACAAGUUUCCACAUCAAUGACAUCAGCAACACACUACCGGAUGACGUAUUUUUCCAAAAGGUUCAACCGAAAGCCGAGCCAGUCGAUGCCAGCGACGUUAAAACGGCUGCAACAUUGCCUGCUACUGAUGCGACAGUGAAGACAGAGCCCGUUGAUGAUGUGCUCCCGGUCCCGGCGCUUGCGACUAGCGGGUUGGUAAGCACGCAGCAGGCGACCACUUCGAUCGCAAGCAUACCCGCGCAAAUAUUGCAAAAUACGGCUGCGACCGGCGUUAGUUUCAGCAGUAACAGCGGCGGCGCUGCAAAUGUCGCCAGCGUGCCACAAUUCAUUGCCAACAACGUGCAACCGCAGCUUAUAGCCACAACCGGUGUUGUACAUCAACGACAGCCACAAGCACAGCUGCAUGUGCAGCAACAGAUAGUCACGCAGCAGCAGCCGCAACAACAACAACAGCACCAUCAGACGCAGAUGCACUUGCAAGAGGUGGCGGCGGUUGGCGACAUUAUAACGGUGACCUCGUCGAAUGUGCCGGCAUUGCAGCCGCAGCAGCAGCAGCAACAACAACAACAGCAGCAGCAAUUCCAGCAAGUGCAGGUGCAACAGCAGCAGCAACAGCAACAUCAACAUCAAAUAUUACAGUUGCGUCAGCCACGCUUACAAAAUGUCAUGCAACAGUUCCAACAACGCCAACAAAUACUGCAAAUGCAACGUGAUAUCUUGUCCGGGGGUCCGGUCAUCACACAAUACGUGUCCGCCACACCAACGAAUGCUGGUACUACAACCGUCACAACAACGCCACUACGUCAGCCGACGCUCACACCGAUUGGCGCCACAGCGAUGGGGAAUCACACCAUCUACACGACCAGCACAGCGGCCGAUGGCACCAUCAUUGGUGGCACACAAAAAAUCUACAUACAAAAAGCCACACCCGCAUUCACCAGCGGCACGUUAUCCGCAUCAUCGGCGCAAGUUCCUAAUAGCCAAUCAUCCACAAAUACAGCGCCAACAUCGGUUAUAACGCUGUCCAAUGUGAAAUUCGAAAAUAAUAGUGAUGGCAAUGCGUCGAGCUGCCAGGCAAAUACAACAUCAUCGUCGGCGGCAAACACGAAUAUACUGACCAUUGAUGGCAAUGCUGUGACGGCGUCGAAUAUGAGCUCUACAGGUUCCGGUGUGAAUAUUAUCAGUACGUCGGGUGGACAUCAAGUGGCUGUGCAUAGUAUUAGCGGCGGUGCCGUACAACAUUUGACUAAUGCCAGCGGCAGUGGUGGCACAGUGCAACACUUGUCGUCGUCAGCGUCCGUCGGCACGACACCACUCAUUGUCACAACAACGACCCGCCAAGCACAACAGCAACAACAGCACCAGCAGCUGGUGCCUCAGCAAACGCAGCAGAUUGUGUGGCGGCAGAUAAGUGGUGGUUCGGCAAAUGCAACUUCCAGCGGUGCCACGACGGUGAGUGGUGCUGAUGCUGCGGCGGCGAUGGCGGCGGCAGCAGCCGCAGCAGGUUCGACCGGCAAUAAGAUUGUAUGGGCCAGUCGACCGGGUCAAAAGCGCCAGCUGAACGGUCCAGAUGGUGCGACAGAUAUAAACAAAUUGUUGUUGAAUCGCAAAUUCUCACAACGAAAAAUAAUCACCCAAGCGGCACAACAACAUCAAAUCCAAAUCUCAAAGCAUUUACAACAAUUGCAUCACCAGCAGCAGCAACAACAACAGCAGCAACAAGAUGAUGAUGGCGCCGCGAAUGAAGGCCAAACGAAUUCCGGUGGUGGCGGUGGCGUUACAACAACAUUAGUUGGUACAACAUCCCAGGUCGCACAGCAGUUGCAGAAGGUUCAAAUGCAAGGAGGCAAAGUGAUAAAGAUGUCCUCAUACCCGCUGCUCGUGUCCGAGUUGAAUGUCGCGCAACAACAACAGCAACACCACCAGCAACAACAAAAGCACAAUUCGGCAGCAAUUGCGGCCAACCACAACUACAGUUUGCAACCAACGACAGCGAUAAUAACGUCCACACAAUCGGUGACACAGCAACAGGGCAGCGGUGGCGGCAAUAAAAUCUACUUGACCAGCAACAAUACCAGCGGAGGAGGCACCAACUUCACCAUCGCCACAGCUAGCGAAUUGGCCAAUGCUGUUGCCGUGCAACAGGCCAAUAGCAACAAUAAUAGUGGCGGCAGCAGUAACGGCAAUAGCAACAGCAACAACAGCAUAACACAGAAGUUGCAUCACUACAAAGAACUGCAGAACUCCAAUUUGAAGGUGAACUUCGUGUCCACCGCCAAUGCGAGUGGCGGUGGCAGUGGUGGCGUAGGCAGCGCUGUGAGUGUGCAUCAUGGCAGUAUCGUAGUGGACGCAAAGACCGUGGCGGCCGCAGUCAGUCAGUCGCAACAGCAACAACAACAACAGGCAUCAGUGCAACAGCAGGCUGUGGUGUUAAAUAAGGCGACAGCGAAUGCAAAUUUGCAACAACAAAAACUGAAACGUGAACGCAUACUGAACAUAAUCGGCGCCUCUAAUAUGGAGGUGAACGCCACGAAUGCGGCGGUGAGUUCGGCUGGUGCUGGCGAGAAUAGUAAACGCGUGCUAUACACAAGUCUGUUGAACGUCAAACCGUUGCAGAAGAACAACUCUGGGCAGAUGCAGAUGCAAAUCGGACCCGGUGGCAUGACACAUGCGCUGCUACGCGGACGCAUCGGCAACAAUCAGACAAUAUUCACCAACAUGCGCACGCUGCCCAUAGCGACGAGCUCUGCCGUCGGCAAUGCAACCACCGUGCAACAAUUGCAAGUGGCGGCGGCCAACAAUAGCAGCGGCAGCGGUGGCGGUGGCAAUGGCAUGAGCGUGAGUUUGGCGCAAGUGACAACGAACGCGACGACACUGUCCUCGUCUGUGGCGGUGCAUCAGCAAUCGCUGGUGAAUAUAGUCUCCUCGAAUUCCACAGCUGCGGCGGCCGAUGUUAUAACCACAACAGCCGGUGGUGGUGUGCUAACGACCAGCUGCAAUGAUCUCAAGAGCAUUGAGAAUGUUGUUGGCAGCAGCAACAACAGUAGUAAUGGCAACAGUAAUGCAACAGCGGCGCUAAUUAGCAGUGGCGGCAGUAAUAGCAACAGUAAUAGUAAUAGCAAUAGUAGUAGCAGCGGUGGCGGCGGUAAUUCGAACCAUGCGAUAUCAGCGACUGCAAACAAUAACGCGCUCGCCUCUGCAAUUAUAAACAGGUGAGACACGGGGAGCUAACUAACACUAAGAACAAAUGAUUAUGAGUAUGUGUGCGCCGCACAGAUGGGCGCAGCCGUCGCCGUUGUCGCAGGUCGAGCGGUGGCAGCAGCAACAUGUCGCAUUUGGUGUGUCGCAGCUGCAGUAGCGGCAGCAGCAGCAGUGGUUGCCGUCAUGAUUGCAUUGUUGCCGCGUAAAAUUCAUCUGCCGUUGACGACAAACGCGUCUAGGCCGUAGAGAAAGCUUUGAAGGUGUUGUUGUGUGGUUAUUGGCCAACGGUAUCAAGUAGGCGCCCGAGCCAAAUAUUGCUGAGUGUAUUCUGUUGUUCGUGCAAAAACACACAAUAGCUGGACUGUGAAGAGGUGCACCAAGUGUUGAGUGAAUGGCGGUGUUAUUGUGUGCAUAAUGCGAGCACCAACAAGUUGACCGCACCAAAACGGUGUCAUAGCCGCCAGUGGAGCGUGCCCACCAGCAAGUCAACAACAACCUUCUCACAACUCUUCAAUCAACAACUCUUCAAUCAACAUGAGCAAGUGGCAACAGCGCUAAAGGCGGCGGCGUCGCAGCAGUGGUAGCAGCAGCAGCAGCAGCAACGGCAACAACAGCAGCAAAACAACAACUUAUACCUUACCAAUCUCUUGUAAUUUUACUAGAUGUUGUUGUUAAUAAUUAAUAAUGUACUUGUAGAUUAUAUAUUAAUUUAUAUAUACAUAUAUAUGCAUCUUAUACAUAUAUAUCUAUAUGCAUACAUAUAUACUUAAUGAGUUGAGCUGAUAUGAUAUAUGAAAACGAAAGAAAUGAAAAGUAAACGAAAACAGAAAAAACAACAAACCAGAAAGCUAAAUGAUUAAUGCAUCAAAGAGCAUAGGUGAAUAUGUAAAAAGAAAAACACCGUUACAACAAAUGAAGUGUGUCACAUUGUGCAGUCAAAGUCCUAGUUGAUGAGCGUAUAAAUUGGAAAAUGCAAAUUAUGUAAACGCAGAAAAACAGAGAGCGCGUGGAAUAAAUUGUGGCGAAAGGGCGUUAAAGCGCGGAGGAGCAGUAGUAGUAGUCAGCAGUGCAGGGGCGCCCAAACUUACUUCUUUGCCGCUAAUUACUUUAAAUAUUUCAAAUAUUGGCAAUAUAUGGCUUAUCUAAUUUUUUUACUGUUAGCUGAACCGUAUGUACAUAUGUAUAUAAAUCAUUAUUGGCUGCCCUUAAACGCAUGCUAGCUGAUUUAAAAUAUACUAAAAUUAGUAAAAAAGCGGUGAAUCAAAGCAAAAAAUAUUAAAAAAUUUUUUUAAUUGACAAUUUUGAAAUAU
Molecule: messenger RNA, 10407 nt
Organism: Bactrocera neohumeralis
Lineage: Eukaryota; Metazoa; Arthropoda; Insecta; Diptera; Tephritidae
Gene: E(Pc)
Exons: 11
Coding region: 1934-9112 (2392 amino acids)
Biological process (GO): regulation of transcription by RNA polymerase II
Cellular component (GO): piccolo histone acetyltransferase complex
Source: RefSeq, a predicted model, not a curated record